Penicillium angulare is the source of this 987-nucleotide messenger RNA. RefSeq lists its product as uncharacterized. The transcript has a single exon. Bases 1 to 987 code for a protein of 328 amino acids. The record is from RefSeq and is a predicted model, not a curated record. Gene Ontology annotation, cellular component: mitochondrion. NCBI's taxonomy places the organism in Eukaryota, Fungi, Ascomycota, Eurotiomycetes, Eurotiales, Aspergillaceae.
AUGCGACGUCUGACUCUACUCUAUGGCCAUGUAGCCAGGCAUUCAUAUCCUCUGACUCAUCGAUCUACGUCUACACCAAUAAAACCUUUACUUCUUCGAGAGUUUUCCACAACCCGAUUCCAUAAUGACUUGAGCCCUUUCACCCGCCGUUUGUUCAAGCUUCCCUCCACACCAUCUCCGCCCUCCCAACACCACGACAACCUUACGCAAUUCCUCACAUAUGCCUCGCGCAUCUCCCUACCAGAAACAAGUACCGUAUAUGUAGGUACCCAUUACGAAUACACCGUCCUUCAAAGCCUCCGUCGCUGCGCACUGGCCCUCCACCGCAUUGGCGGCCGCGACGACGCAGGCAUAGACCUAGCGGGUACCUGGCAUUUACCAGAGCAUGAGCGGGAGCGCGCAGUUCGCGUGCUAGUGCAAUGCAAAGCACUGAAGACGAAACUGGGGCCAAACCUUGUGCGCGAGCUCGAAGGUACCCUCCGACAGGCACCUGUGGGCUGGCGCACGGGCCAAACGGUGGGGAUGCUGGUUAGCCCGCGCGAGGCAACGAAGGGUGUGCGGGACGCAUUAGCGCGGAGUUCAUUCCCGCUUUUUUGGAUGAUGGUCGAGCGCGAUGGAACUUUGAGGCAGGCGCUGUGGAACGCUCGGGCGGAGGCAUUGGGACUGGGCGCUUUGGGGGUUGAAACGCGAUAUGAUAUGUCUGAUCGUGGGGAUCCUGGAGCUACUUCUGAACCGAGGAAAGAAGUUACCUUCACCUGGGAUGGAUGUGAUAUUGCUGAUAUGGAUGCUGUUGAAGGGCAGUUGGCUCAUGCCGAAGAUCAGUGGGUUCGCUCUUGGACAGAAGAUUUGGAUGGCGUCCAAAAAUGGGUACUAUUGGACACUAUCGAAGAGGUUUUCCCUGGUGGCUAUCCCGAAACAGAUAUGGAUGGGACAGUGUCGGAUAUGCACCGAGUAAAGGUUCUCGAGGCCUUGAAAGCUAAGGCGUAA